GGCCCUUUACACGCACGGUCUCUCCCUAGCGAUGAUUAUGGAGAUGUUGGGAAGUUGACUCUGCUCCCUCGCCUUAUUUUUUUCGAAUUUUCAACUGAAUGGAUGAAUGGAUUACAAAGUCUAUCCCGGAAGGUCCCGAACAAUGUACGGGGGGGAGGUGCAGAAGACGUUCAAGAUAUUUUGUGGAAAUCUGGCAGGAGCGACGACGAAGGAAGACCUGCACUACCUCUUUUCUCAAUAUGGGCCUGUCAUUGAGGCAGUUGUGGUGACCAGCAAGGACUUCGGAUUUGUGCAUAUGGCAUAUGAAGAGGAUGGAUGGAAAGCAAUAUGUGAACUGCGUGGUUACUAUCUUCAUGGCAGAGCCAUGGCAGUGGAAGCCUCAAUCAAUACCAAGAAAGCAGCUCCACUGCACAAACAGAAUAUUAUAGGCAAAGGAAUGAGCUCUUUAGAUGAUUUUAAUGAAUUCACCGUGUCCAAACCUCGAGGCCAGGAACACCGUGAUGCUCACUCCGAGAGCUACCCCCCGUUUCGAAAAACAGAAUCUUCUACCACCCACUCUGCUCCCCCAGGCUUGUUCUCGUAUCCCCCACCGGCACCUAGCUCCUCUUCUUCCUCCACCUCUUCUGCUUCCACCUCCACCACUGCCUCCUCUUCCUCUUCUGUGAACCAGCCCUCUCCCUUGGGGUCAGCCUCUUCCUCGCGCUCACAGGUUUCACCCAUGUCCGAUCUCUCCUCGGGGAAGACGCUCAAUGCCAUCAAGGAGAGAGAACCACCCACCAAAGUCCAGCCUGUAGAUGCCAACUCCAACCCAAUUCAUGAAGCCAAUAACGAAGUGGCUGAGCGUCAUUUACAGAAAAAGUCUGCCCUGUGCGAGACCUGUGGCUCCGUGUUCGAUGAGUGGCAGCACAAACCCAAGAUUCUCAGCUGUGGUCAUACGUUUUGCCUCGACUGUCUCAUCUGCCUGGCACGGGACACAGAAGUCAAGUGUCCUGCUGGUUGUUCUUACACGACUGCUCUCACCGAGGCUGGUAUUUCGGGGCUAACUACAAAUUACACUGUGCCGAUUAAAAAAUAUCCCGGAACGAACAUCCCUUCCCCAUUGCCUGUUAUGCCACCAGGGUAUGGCCACCAGAAUGGAGCACAAAGCAGGGCAGGCAGCAGCCCCAUACCAAUGGUGUGUUGUACCUGUCCUAAAAUUCCGGCCAUGGACAUGUGCAGCAACCAGGGCCAUCAGUUGAUUCCUGAGGACCAGGCGCGUGAUAUCCUACGAGGCCAGCUGCAAAGCAACCUGGAGGUGGCCCUCAAGCAACUGCGACACACAAUGGCCAUGAGAGCAGCCAUGAAGGAACGGCUUGAGCGAACGGUGCUCAGCGUGGAGAAGUUUGUGGAAGAACUCAGGGGAAAGGUUGAAGGGGAGGAGCUUGAGGAAGCAGUAUUACAGGAGCACCUCACCAACCUGACUGUGAUCAGUGAGACACUGUCCGAAAAUAAUUCAAUCGCGCAUUUAAUUGAUUCCCUCCAAAUAGUUCAUUCUUAUACUUCAAUAAUCACCAAUCAGUUCAGUCAGUGUGCUGCUGUUACAGCAAUCAACCAUGCAACCGAAGCAAUCGUCAUAAAACUGAAGCAGUCUGCUCUGGAUUCUUUGCUAUCCACCAUAGGCUUUAGAAAUGAAGAACCCUUUGUCAUGACCUCCUCCCUGGAAGAGCACGCUAUGUAUGGGAAUAAUGCAAACGUGCUGCUACUCUAUAUGCUGUCUGACCUUCUGUCCUCUCGAAUGCUACAGCUGAGUUCUGUUAGUCCCAUGAGCCCCCUUAGCCCUAAUCACCCACCCCCUCUAACUUCUUCCAACUCAAUGCAGUCCCCCUUGGCCACAGCUGUCACCUCCGCCCCAAUCCUCCAAGACAGCCUAGGCCUAACUCACUCUAAAGUUGGAGAAAUGAAGACUCAUGAAAUGGGCGGCAUGAAUAUCGAGCACAUAUUGCAGAUGACGGAGGCCAUUGAGACAGGAUCACUCUUAAAUACAACAGAUGGAAUGACACCAAUGUCUGUAGGUGCCUCUGCUGUGGGUUCCAAUGCAGUACCUUCUGCUCUUUCUUUGGGGCUAUCCAAUCUCUCCCUCUUGGUGUCAGAAAGCACGGAAAAUGGGAAGGAUGAUGUAGAAUCUUUAACAGACAAAAAGGAGGUCUCAUCAUCUUAUGUUGAUGCUGCCAAAAAGCCAGCCAAGCCCACCCCUCCACCUGAGAAUUCGUCGAAGCUAACCAUUGCCAAUGCUCUCCCCCCCAUAACAAAGCCAAGUAAAUUCCCGCACUGCUGGAUGGUGCUGUCAAUCAAUGGGGUGACAGCUGGACGCAUUAUCUUCGAGUUGCGGCCUGAUAAGGCCCCAAGAAUGUGUGACAAUUUCAUUGCACUUUGCACAGGCAAGAAUGGCUAUGGCUACAAGGGUACACACUUCUUCAGGAGUGGUGAAGGAUUCCUUGCAGGUGGGGAUGUGGAGAAUGAUGAUGGCAGUGGUGGGUACUCAGCCUUUGACAAGAAAACCUUUGAGGCUGACCUGUGCCCCCUCAAGGACGAGGUGGGCAUGGUGCGCUUUAAGGGCAUUGGCACCACAGAUGCUGGCCGUGGCAUGAUUGGCUCACAGUUCAUGAUCUGGUGCGGUGAGCGUGAGUUCAAGAAAUUUGCAUACAGUCUUGUCUUUGGCAAGGUGGUGGAUGGCCUGGAUGUGGCCAAGAAAGCCGCUGCCAUCAAUGUCCACCGUGUGUCGGUUAAGGUGGAGGAUUGCGGUGCAAGAGUCUAAAUGCUUUCUGUUCCCUGUGUUUUCCGUCAGUGGUAAUUGGUUUGUCUUGUUCACUAUUCAGCCCAAGAAAAAAAAUAUUUAGGGGAAAUACAGGUCCAAAAGACACAAAACUUAGAGUUUCCUCCAAAUGUGCCUUACGAUGUGCCUUUUUAUUUUUGUGGCAUUACAUGUUUCCAAUUUCCCUUUUCCAAAUACAAAAUGAGUAUAGACGAUUUCAAAGGAGGAAUAAUUGCCAGUAAUUGGAAAACAUGUUCACUUGUUACAGAUAUAACAGGUGCAUUCGGAAGGUAGAUAUAUUUUACAAAUUCUGUAGAACCAAUGAAAAAAGGGAGGAAAAAAUUAUUUUUAUUUUUUCAAAUCAAAAUGAAUAGGUAAAGCCAAAAUAUUUGAAGAGUAUACUAAAAUUACACUAAGCAGUACUUUUACGAUGAUUUUAUAUUGUUAUUAGUAGUGGCAGUAGCAACAUUGAUAUACUAUGUUAAUAUCAUUACUAUUGAUAGUAAUGAUAUCAUCAAAAUUAGUAAUGUUAUUAUCAUCAUUAUUAUCAUUAAAAUUUUUGUUAUUGAAAUAGCUCCUACCACUUAUUCUAUGAUACUUGUCACUUAUAGUAUUAUUAUUAUUAUUAUUAUGAUUGUUAUCAUGAAUGUUGUAAUAUUAUUAUUAUUACUAUUAUUAUUAUUAUUAUUAUUAUUGUUAUUGUUAUUGGUAUUAUUAUCAUUAUCAUUACUAUUAUUAUUGUUGUUAUAAUUUUUAUUUUUAUUAUUAUUACUGUUCUUGUUCUUGUUCAUAUUAUUAUUAUUGUUAUUAUUAUUAUUAUUAUUAUUAUUAUUAUUAUUAUUAUUAUUAUCAUCAUCGUCAUUAUCAUUAUAAUCAUUAAUACCACUACUAUUAUUAUUAUUAUCAUUAUUAUUAUUAUUAUUAUUAUUAUUAUUAAUAAUACUGUUAUCAUUAUUGUAAUUAUUGCUGUUAUUAUCAUCAUCCUUACUGUAAUUAUGGUUAUUAUUAUUAUUAUUAUUGUUAUUGUUAUUUUUAGUACUAUCAUUAUUGUUAUUAUCAUUGGGAUUAUCAUCAUAUCUAAUGAUUAUUGAUAAUUAUAUUUUCAUUAUUAUCAGUCUCAGUGUUCAAAGCAGUUACUAUUUUCAUUUUUAAGGAUCAUUAUUUGAUUAUUUUUUAUUGUCAUAAUCAUCAUUAUUAUUAAGACUUGAAUAAUAAUGAUGAUGGUAGUACAUGAUUGGGUUUUGCUUAUUUUAUUAAUUUUUUUCUUUUUUCAUCAAUAAGAAAGCAUUUCAGUCGCGUUGUAUUCUAUGGGAAUGUGAACAUAUAUGUGUUGAAUGGAUAACAAAUCGUCGUCUUAAUUUCAUGCUCAAGUUUUCGUGAUUGUUAUUUCACCAUGAUCAAUAGAAUGGUAAGUGCUUCUUCAUUCAACGAGUCAGUAUUUCGGCAUCGGAGCCAGCACCUCCAAGCUUUCAGGAGGAAGCAAGUUGUCUUUGUGGUCCAAGAAGUUGUAUAGGGAAAGGGGAAUUAUCAUUGUUUUCUUGUGUGGGUGUGCAUGUGUGUGUGUGUGUGUGUGCGCAUUUUAAAAAUUGAUUAUUUGUCUUUAUUUUUUUAUUAUUUCUCUGAUUACUGUGAAUUAUUUACAAAUUAAGAAGAGUGUUGAUACAAUUGUGAACUUCCAGUUGACUCCUUUUUUUUUUUUUUUUUUUCCUCUCUCUCUCUCUCUCUCUCUCUCUCUCUCUCUCUCUC
This is a messenger RNA of Penaeus indicus, 4537 nucleotides long. RefSeq lists its product as uncharacterized. The record is from RefSeq and is a predicted model, not a curated record. The transcript has 10 exons. Gene Ontology annotation, molecular function: RNA binding; peptidyl-prolyl cis-trans isomerase activity. NCBI's taxonomy places the organism in Eukaryota, Metazoa, Arthropoda, Malacostraca, Decapoda, Penaeidae. Bases 107 to 2794 code for a protein of 895 amino acids. Gene Ontology annotation, biological process: protein peptidyl-prolyl isomerization.